UGUACUGCUUGUAUCAUUCAUGGUAAUGGUGUGGAAAUGUGAUUUAUUCUAAUUUCUUACUGUUUUAUCUUUCAAAAUGAAUGAAAACGAUGGGAAAGAAUUCGCUGCACUUGGAGUGAAACAAUGGCUGAUAAAACAAUUAUUCAGUUUGGGUAUAAAGACACCAACGCCGAUCCAAAGAGGAUGUAUACCUCAGAUUCUAGCUGGAGAGGACUGUAUAGGUGCAGCCAAGACGGGCUCUGGCAAAACCUUUGCGUUUGCAUUGCCGAUACUGCAACAUUUAGCCGAGGACCCCUAUGGGAUAUUUGCCUUGGUUCUCACACCUACUCAUGAGUUGGCUUAUCAAAUUGCAGAUCAAUUUAGCAUCUUAGGCCAGCCGCUUCAACUCAGAGUGUGCAUCGUAACAGGAGGGUCCGACCAGCUCGAGGAAUCGUUGAAGCUGGCAAAGCGGCCACACAUAGUGGUGGCUAUGCCGGGAAGAUUAGCUGAUCAUAUCAGUGGGUGCGACACAUUUUCAUUAAAGAAGAUCAAGUAUUUAGUACUGGAUGAAGCUGAUAGAUUAUUCAGUGAAUCGUUUCAAGAGGACCUAGAAACAAUAUUCAAUGCGUUGCCUCAACAAAGACAGAAUCUGUUGUUUUCCGCCACAAUCACUGCUGAUGUUCGAGAAUCAAAAAUACUACCACUGAACAAAGAUAAACUUCAAAUAUGGACUGAGGCAGACACACAGUUAACAGUGUCGACACUAGACCAGCGAUAUGUCGUAUGUCCCGCUUACGCCAGAGACGUGUACUUGGUGCAGACCUUGAGGAAAUACAGGGAGGCCAAGCCCAGCUCACAUGUUAUUGUGUUUACUGAUACCAAAAAAGAAUGUCAAGUCCUGUCGAUGAUGAUGAACGCAAUAGGCAUGGACAACGUGUGCCUCCACGGCUUCAUGAGACAGAAGGAGCGAGUGGCAGCUCUUACGCAGUUCCGAAGUAACUUAAAGUGUACGUUGGUGGCUACCAAUGUAGCUGCGAGGGGAUUGGACAUACCCACUGUUGAUUUGGUCGUCAACCACAAACUGCCUUUGGAGCCUAAGGAGUACAUUCACAGGGUAGGCAGAACGGCGCGCGCGGGUAGAAGCGGUCUGGCGAUAUCUCUGAUCACUCCAUACGAUAUUCUCAGGUUGGGAGAGAUUGAAGACCAGAUCAAUACUAAACUUAGCGAGUAUAAGAUUGACGACGACGAAGCAGUGAAGGUGUUCACAACAGUGAGCGUGACGCGGCGCGAGCAGGAGGCGCAACUUGACAACGAGGAGUUCGAACAGCGGAAGAAGAACUACCGGAUCAAGAGGUGGAGACAGGCCGGCGUCGACCCCCAAGCUAUGGAAGAAGGACUUGAAGAAAUGCGACGCAAACGCAUCAAAGCAGCAAAGAAAGCAAAACUAGCCAAGAUAAAGCAACUACAAACACAAAUGAAAGAACAGGGCGAGGGAGUGGGACAGAAUGACGACAGUCGCGUACGUCAGAGCGAGACGGAAGAUAUUGACGCUACAAUAAAAGAUGGCUUGAAAAAAGUAAAUAAAAGUCUUAUGAAGAAAGAUGAUAGAUUUAAGAAUGUUAUAGGGAAGAUCAGUAAGAUUAAAAGGAAAGCUGAUAAUGUUAAGGAGAAGGAAGUAAAAGGUAGAGUUUCUAAGAAGAAAUGUGUUGCCAGUAAUAAAAAAUAGGUAUAGAUUUU
Molecule: messenger RNA, 1716 nt
Organism: Pectinophora gossypiella (pink bollworm)
Lineage: Eukaryota; Metazoa; Arthropoda; Insecta; Lepidoptera; Gelechiidae
Gene: Dbp45A
Product: probable ATP-dependent RNA helicase Dbp45A
Exons: 9
Coding region: 77-1705 (542 amino acids)
Molecular function (GO): ATP binding; RNA helicase activity; nucleic acid binding
Source: RefSeq, a predicted model, not a curated record